Pangasianodon hypophthalmus (striped catfish) is the source of this 2564-nucleotide messenger RNA. RefSeq names its product sorting nexin 27b (gene snx27b). Lineage: Eukaryota; Metazoa; Chordata; Actinopteri; Siluriformes; Pangasiidae. Gene Ontology annotation, cellular component: early endosome. The transcript is spliced from 13 exons. The record is from RefSeq and is a predicted model, not a curated record. The coding region runs from base 153 to 1814 and encodes 553 amino acids. Gene Ontology annotation, biological process: intracellular protein transport; signal transduction. Gene Ontology annotation, molecular function: protein binding; phosphatidylinositol-3-phosphate binding.
AGAAGCGCCUCGUGACGGGGCGGGGGGCGUGGCUUCAUUUCUCUGGGUAGCGCUCUCGGGCAGCUGAUAAUCUAAUGUAUGACCGCGGAGUGUGAAAAAGCGGAGUCCUAACGGGGAUUUUUUUUUUUUCCCCUUCCUGGAUUUGAAAGAACAUGGCAGACGUAGUGGAGGGAGAGGACGUGCGCUCGGCUGUGCCCCCCGCGCUGCGCUCCUCACGGCACGGCUCCGGCGGGAAUGUUACUGCGGGCCCGCGGCUCGUCCGCAUUAUCAAGUCGGACUCGGGCUACGGCUUCAACGUCCGCGGCCAAGUGAGUGAAGGAGGCCAGCUGCGGAGCAUCAACGGCGAGCUGUACGCGCCGCUCCAGCAUGUCAGCGCCGUGCUCCCGGGCGGUGCAGCGGACAGAGCCGGCAUCUCCAAGGGCGACCGCAUCCUCGAAGUGAAUGGCGUGAACGUGGAGGGAGCCACACACAAACAGGUGGUGGAUUUGAUCCGAGCUGGAGAAAGGGAGCUUGUCCUCGCUGUCCUCUCCGUCCCCCAGCCAGAGACGGACAGCCUGGACCCAGGAGACGACGGCUCAUCCCAGUCCUGCUACGACUACAGCGACAAGCAGGCCGUGCCCAUCUCUGUGCCCACCUAUAAACACGUGGAGCAGAAUGGCGAGAAGUUUGUGGUGUAUAAUGUGUACAUGGCUGGCAGACAGCUCUGCUCCAAGCGCUACAGGGAGUUUGCCAUUCUGCAUCAAAACCUUAAGAGGGAGUUUGCUACUUUUACGUUCCCCAAGCUGCCUGGGAAGUGGCCCUUCUCUUUGUCUGAGCAGCAGCUAGAUGCCCGAAGGAGGGGACUGGAAGAAUACCUAGAAAGAGUGUGUUCUGUGCGAGUGAUUGGUGAGAGUGAUAUAAUGCAGGAAUUCUUGUCUGAAUCAGAUGAGAACUAUAAUGGAGUCUCUGAUGUGGAGUUGAGGAUAGCUAUGCCAGAUAAAACCACAGUAACCGUUCGAGUUCGAAAGAACUGCACUACAGACCAGGUGUACCAGGCUGUGGUGAUGAAGGUUGGGAUGGACAGUAUUACCGCCAGUUAUUUUGCUCUCUUUGAAGUCAUUAACCACUCAUUUGUGCGGAAGUUGGCUCCAAACGAGUUCCCUCAUAAGCUCUAUGUGCAGAACUACACAUCAGCCGUUCCCGGUACCUGCCUCACUCUGCGCAAGUGGCUCUUCACCACCGAGGAGGAGAUCCUGCUGAACGACAACGAGCUCGCCAUCAACUACUGCUUUCACCAGGCACUGGAUGAUGUGAAGAGGGGGUUUAUUAAAGUAGAGGAGAAAUCAUACCAGCUACAGAAACUGGCUGAACAGAGGAAGGUUUCCAUGUACCUGAGUAUGGUGAGGUCAUGUGAAGGCUACAACGAGAUCAUCUUUCCUCAUUGUGCUUGUGACUCACGCCGCAAGGGCCACGUUAUCACAGCCAUUAGCAUCCGGCACUUCAAACUGCACGCCUGCACUGAAGAGGGCACUCUAGAGAAUCAGGUGAUAGCGUUUGAGUGGGGCGAGAUGCAGAGGUGGGACACUGACGAGGAGGGAAUGGCUUUCUGCUUUGAGUAUGCACGAGGCGAGAAGAAGCCACGCUGGGUCAAAAUCUUCACUCCAUAUUUUAACUACAUGCACGAGUGCUUCGAGCGGGUCUUCUGUGAGCUCAAAUGGCGAAAAGAGGUUGAAGAGGAAGCGACGGAUAAAGACAAUAAGAACUGUAGUAAAGAUGGUAUGUGUAGUAAGAAUAUCUUCCAGCUGUUGAGGCACAGAAGGGAUGGAGGCACCUGAGACAGGAGAUCGUCACCCCCUGAACCCCUCAACACACACACACACACACGUACACACGCACACACACAAAUCAGUGCAGACUCAAAACAGGAAUAUAUUGGGUCCCAGCCAACACAGUCUGUUCACUAACACACACACUCACACACUCACACACACUCAGUGGACAACCAGAACUAAAGAACCCAUCUUCAGACUCACAGUACAAUAGAAAUAAGCAAACUAAAAAUGAGAAUCAAGACUUUUUUUCACACUUCAUCCAUCCCAUCAAAUCGUCAUUGGGAUUCAACUCAGUUCAGUCGUUCGGUUGGAGGACAUUUCUGAGGUGACUAUUUGCUUGUGAAGAAGAAACUGACAAGGCUUUUCAUUAACCCUCCAGGUAACAGGCUUUAUUCUUUGUAAGGACACUACCAACAGGUUGGCCUGUAAACCAGUCACUCCUGGCUGCACUGGCUCUUAACAUUAAUCUCUGCACUGUGACUGGUCCUGGUGACUUGUGCAUGCAAAGGAGAGCUGUGCACAUUGGUCGGGUUUGCCGGCAUAUUGUGAAGAUUUUAACCCCAAGUUACGAAGCCAAUAGCAAAGGAAUGAGAGACAGAGAAGAGGAGUGCACUUAUAGCCAGGAAGCUUCAGUGGUAAAACUUCAUCCUGACACUAACAUACACAGAUACAUGUGUUCUGUAAUGUGAAGCAAGAUGAUCCCUCAAAAUGUAUCAGCACAACAUUUUUUUUGUUUUUGUUUGGUGGGGGGUG